Messenger RNA from Striga hermonthica, 1968 nucleotides. The record is from the annotation of a GenBank genome assembly. Lineage: Eukaryota; Viridiplantae; Streptophyta; Magnoliopsida; Lamiales; Orobanchaceae.
AUGAGCUCACAGAGAUCCUCGAAACCCCCGAACCAAACGGCGGCCCCAAGAACAUCUUCGUCCUCACUCGCCUCCCAUCUGGCCAUGGUGGAGCUGAAGCAGCGGAUACUCACCUCCCUCUCCAAGCUCUCCGACCGCGACACCCACCAGAUCGCCCUCGAGGACCUCGAGACCAUCAUCCUGUCCCUCUCCAGCGACGGCGUCCCCAUGCUCCUCAACUGCCUCUACGACGCCGCCGCCGACCCCAAGCCCGCCGUCAAGAAGGAGGGCGUCCGCCUCCUGGCCGUCCUCUGCGCCAACAACAAGGCCGCCCAGGGCGGGGCCGCCUUGUGCCUGGCCAAGAUGGUGGAGUGCGCCUCUGACCCGCCGUUGAAUAUUUUCCAGAAGCUCUGUACGAGGGUCUGCAAGUAUCUCAAUAGUACGAAUUUCACGGCCAAGGCUUCUCUUUUGCAAGUCGUGUCUAGUUUGUCCCAGGUAGGAGCAAUUUCACAACACAGUUUGGAACCAUUACUUCAGAGUAUUCACGGAUGUCUUAGCAGUGCAGAUUGGGCGACAAGGAAAGCUGCUGCCGACACAUUAAUUGUCAUAUCUUCAAACUCUGGCAACAUAACUGCAGAAGUAGCUGUUUCCACUUUGAACGCACUUGAGGCUAGUCGAUUUGACAAGGUAAAACCAGUUAGGGAGAGUAUGACUGAGGCUUUGCAAACAUGGAAGAAACUUUGUGGCAAAGGAGAUGGAUCUUCAGAUGAAAAUAAAGCUUCAUUUCAUUAUGGCGAUAAUUCUGAAUCUGGUGACCCAUCCAACCGAAAAGACCUCAGUUCUGGUGAUAGAGAAAGUGCAAAAUCAGUGAAUGAUUCACCCCAUGGCUCGUCUCCGACUGAUUCUAAUUCAAUCGCCAAAGGCAACAACAUUUUGGACAAGGCAGUCGGGAUCCUAAAGAAGAAGGCACCAGGACUAACAGACAAGGAAUUGAAUCCCGAGUUCUUUCAGAAACUUGAAACCAGAGUUUCGGAUGAUUUACCUGUAGAAGUGGUUCUUCCUCGUCGAUCCGCCAAUCCUUCAAACCCUCAAAAUGAGGAGUUGCAAUCAAAUGCAGAUCAAAAUGGGUCCGGGAUUAACUGCCAGGCUGAUGAUGGAGCCUCCAGAACGAGACAGGGAAGCAGGGAGAGACGAGAUAUAGGUGAUUAUAAUAACCGAGACACUUCAAAUGCUUAUCCAGAUUUUUCGAGAACUCACAGACAACCGGAGGGAUUUAUGAACAACAAAGGAAACUGGAUGGCUAUCCAGAAACAGCUGUUGCUGCUCGAGAGACAACAGGCCCAUCUCAUGAAUAUGCUGCAGGUGAACAUUCUAUCUGGGCCUUCGGCUAGGUGCGUGUGGCAGGCUUCGAAAGAUGAGGCCACUUUGGAAGCUAUUCGGGUGGCUGGGGAGGACAAUGGAGUCAGCCGGGUUGCUCGGCGGGUGGCUAAUAUUCCUGAGAGAACAGCUGAGGCAUUACGAGAUGAUGAUGAUGGGGUUCAGGAGCGGGACCCGGUUUGGACUGCUUGGAGCAAUGCAAUGGAAGCAUUUGACAAUGGGGACAUGGAUACUGCUUUUGCCGAGGUUCUCUCCACCUGUGAUGAUGUCUUGCUCAUGAAGCUCAUGGACAGAUCGGGACCUGUCUUGGACCAACUGUCAGGCGAGGUGGCUAACGAGGUUCUCAAUGCUAUUUCCCAGUUGCUGAUCACGGACCACAACUUUUAUGACAUGUUCUUGUACUGGAUUCAGCAGCUAGCAGAUAUCGUCAUGGCAAAUGACCCUGAUGUGCUGGUUAUCCCAACGAAAGUAAAGCGGGAUAUUCUACUUAAUUUACACGAAGCGUCUUCACUCAUCGAGCUUCCUGAGGGCUGGGAUGGAUCACCUCCAAAUCAACUCCUAAUUCAGCUGGCCUCAGCCUGGGAGAUCAAUCUGGAAAAUUUUGGCAAGUAG